Messenger RNA from Pelobates fuscus (common spadefoot toad), 1113 nucleotides. RefSeq names its product RAS like family 11 member A (gene RASL11A). The record is from RefSeq and is a predicted model, not a curated record. The coding region runs from base 291 to 1016 and encodes 241 amino acids. The transcript is spliced from 4 exons. NCBI's taxonomy places the organism in Eukaryota, Metazoa, Chordata, Amphibia, Anura, Pelobatidae. Gene Ontology annotation, molecular function: GTPase activity; GTP binding.
UAAAGCUCAGAGCAGGCACCAGGCUCCCACAGUCACCCACCAUCAGCACUUCACCACAGUGCUCCAGGAUCCCUCUAACUGAUAACAUCCCCUGUGGCACUGCACAGAAUAAAUAGCAUUACAGAUUUACAAUUACAGCUGGAUUGCACUCCAUCUAUUGCUUUUGCAUCAGAUCUGUUGCGACCAGUCGCCAGGGUCGCACCAAGGCUAGGACCCUUCCCCUUGGCUGGCAGGUGGGGGGCAGGGACUGUGCUCAGCUGGCUGAGAUAUUGAGUUGUGGAUCUAUACCCAUGCGUUUGCCAAAUAUGUCCAGUAAUUUCUUGUUAGCCCCUAUCCCAGAGAAUGCGGAUUUUUUCUCCAUCAGGGACAUAAAACUGGCUGUUUUUGGAGCAAGUGGAGUUGGGAAGACUGCAAUGAUUGUCCGAUUUCUUACCAAACGAUUCAUUGGGGACUAUGAAACCAAUACUGGAAACCUGUACUCCAGGCUGAUGUGCCUAGAAGGAGAGCAGACAUAUUUGCAGAUUCAAGACACGCCAGGCCAUGUAAAGAUGGAAAUUGAUUCGGCCCCAGUUCCAGAGAUUCUAAGGUGUUUGCAGUGGGCUGAAGGGAUCCUCCUGGUCUACUCAAUCACGGACUCUAAGAGCUAUGAAUACGUUCGCCAUCUUUACCAGCACAUCCGAAAAGUGUAUUCGGACUCGAAGAUUCCUGUAAUUCUAGUGGCUAAUAAAGGAGACCUUCUUCACGUAAGGCAGGUCUCGUCAGACUCAGGAAUACAACUGGCAAAUGAACUGGGAUGUUUUUUUGUAGAAAUCUCAACCAGUGAAAACUGCCAGGGUGUUUGUGAUGUGUUUCAGUAUCUUUGUAAAGAGAUAAAUAAAGUACAAACUUCAAGCUCUGGAGAAAGAAGAAGAGUUUCCAUCAUACCUCGACCCAGGUCACCAAACAUGCAAGAUUUAAAGAGACGAUUUAAACAAGCUUUAACGCCAAAAGUUAAAGCUUCCUCUACGGUGGCAUAGGACUUCUGACAUAACUAAUAGGAUUUUAUAUUUUUGAUACCUAAUUUAGAGUAAUUUAUUUUUUUUAUGGACAGUAACUGUUGUUUUUGUAUAAUUG